Molecule: messenger RNA, 2464 nt
Organism: Physella acuta
Lineage: Eukaryota; Metazoa; Mollusca; Gastropoda; Physidae
Source: RefSeq, a predicted model, not a curated record
GAUGUGGUCAUCUGAAAAAGGCUAAACAUGAAGUACAAUAUCAAUCAUUAUAUGAUAUGGUUUAACUGCUGGAUUUUGACCUCUUCAACAACUAAUGCGUUGAUAGAUGUAGCGCUGCAGAAUAAAACAGCUAAGGACGCCAUCUUAUAUUUUCGUCAAUUUAACCUUAACCCAGCAUCUAGCAAAGAAAAGUUACAAAAUACACCGCUGACAAAUUUUGAAAUUUCUUUGGCUGAAAAUGUAGCUCAUAGAAUGGUUAAUCUUAAGAUGAAUAAAAGCGAGUUGCACUAUGUUAACGGCAAUAUUUUGGUUGCUAUUCGUCUAUCACGGUUGGCACCGUUUACAAAUUACACGGUCAGUGCAAGGAAGAGCACACAAGUUGACCAUAUCCCAGAGCAUCCACCAGCUCUACAUCCUUUUAGUUUUGCUGUGAUUCGAAAAGAUGACUAUACAGACAUUUGCAUUUCAUGGAAGCCAAUACCACAAGAAGCUCAUGGGGGCGCAAAACUAAUUUAUGUUAUAGAGGUCUCUUCUGGGAAAUGGAAUUACAAGUUGAACACAAGCAAAAGUUUUGCAAUGAUUGAAGACGGUCGAUAUUCAAAUGCGCUUAAAGUGAAACUUUGGGCAGAAAAUGAAAUCGGUAUCUCACAAAACUAUUCCGAAAUGCUUAUCAAGAAAAAAGAGCCACCUGACAUUUUGGCAGCAGCUGAGUUCUCUGAAGAAGGUGAAGUGAAAAUAUAUGUGAACUCUAGCUCCGUUGGUGGUGCUGAGAAAAUAGCCAUACAAGUAUGUGAGGAAGGAACCCAUUUAAAUCAGGAUAUUUGUCUAGAGAUAUUGGUAACGGAAGUUUUUGAUUUGGAUAAAGUUAGCGAUAAGGGCAACCCGAUAUAUGAAUUUACUGUUCCUGUCAUCAGCCGUUUGUGUCAACUGGAUGCUCACAACGUUGAAAUGCAGUUUUUUUAUUUUAACAAUCAUAACGACUCAUUAAAUAUUUCAAUUAAUUCUAAUUUUGCUGACAAAAGUGAAUUUGAAAAGUUGCGAAAUUCAAAGCGUGUUUGCUCAUCGAAUGUUGAAGAAUACCGUUUGAUCUAUGAAGAAAUGAAAAAUAAGAUAAUUUUUAUAUCAGUGAUGGUUGAUGGUGAUUGGACAUCGAUAGUCCCGAUAAAUUGUUACUUUGGUGACUUUAAACGACAUGGAUCAUCCUUAGCAAAUGUCAAGUUUAACAUCACUAAACUACAUGUGUCGGCUGAAGAUAACAAUAUACAACGUCUUUCAUUUAUGCAAAAUUGUGAACCAAGUCCGCACCAAUUCAUGGCUAAAUAUUUUGUAGUAUUUUCUUCAUCAAGUCCUAAUUGUGAUAAGGACAGGCAACAAAUUGCUAACCUCAGCAAUAAGAUCUUUGACGACGUCCACUGCGUCGUACCAACUCACACAAAAAUUGUGUGCAUCGAUGUGAUUGGUCAGAAUAAUGUGUCUGCUAUCUUUGGGCCGGUGUUCAAUUUUUUCAAGGGAAAGUACCCCCAUUCUGAGGAUGCGAAACAUUUCUUUGUGAUCAUCCCUGUAGUCAUUGUGACAAUACUGCUAAUUGUGACAUCAAGCUGGUUAGGAUUUACAAAAUGUAAGAAAGGACAACGCCGGAUUGAAGAAAUAACCGAAGAAUUCGAGGCUACGGAAGAGUUACAGUGGUUGUGUGUUAGCGAGGCUGAAACAUCAUUAAUCCGAAUCACGGAAGAAAUAUCUACAUCGGGCGCAAAUAUAAGCAACACCGUUGCUGUCUCUCCCAACACCAGCGGUGCCACAUCACCAAACGACAGCGGCAUCGACAUGAGCUCUGAAACGUUUGCAUCAAGCUCCAGCGGAUCUUCACAUAAGCGGUGUAAUUCUUUAAACGAAAUAUCGUCCUUCACGAAGAUCCGCAAUUCUUCACUCUCAAUCAACUGUAACCCAGUAAAUACUGAAGUCAAAGUUGGUGAUGUGGAGCAAACACUUAACGUCUUUAACGACAGUGAAGAAAGUGUGUCAAGUUGUCUAGAUUUUACUUCCACCAGUCAAGACAAAACCGUGCGAAAUAUUAAUGAUGACAUUCACAUCUAUGGUAAUCAGUUUGUUGAGGAUCUAGUGUCAGUACACAGUGAUGAUAAAUUUAAUGUUUUAAACGGAAGUGUGAGCAGCAGUGAGCUCAACAUUCAUGUAGAGUUUUAAAAAUAUUACAAACUUAAGGACAAGUAUUUUUUCGUGCCUCUGUCUCGCUUUAUCUCUCUCUCUCUUUCAUUAUAAAAAACUCGGCUAGUUUAUUGUUGAUUGACUCCAUAUCGGCUAAAUAAGCUUAAGGUUAAGUAGCUAUCAACUGAUAUUAGCUCUAAUACUUUUUUCUUGUCAUCACUAAGGGAAAGAACUCUUUUCCCACGACAAAAUCUAUUUCCCUUCGAUGAAUCCCCUUACUUAAGAGCCAAGAGCCAUCAAA